AUGGAUUUACAAGCCCAGAGCGAGCGCCUACUUCGAGAUCAGCUACAUCAGCUACAGUUGGAAGAGCAGAGAGACCGGUUGUUACUUGCGGAAAGAGAAAAUGAGUUGGAACGACUUGACAAUCGCCUAAAAGAUCUCAACAACAAACUUGAGUCAAAUAGAUCUGUCGUCAACCGAAUUAAUGGACAACUGACAAUGCAAACAAACGAUAUCGACUCGUACAUCUCAUGGAGCGUCACUGAGCGCGCAGUUCAACCUCCGACAUGCUUCCCAAGGGUAUCUAGCAACGAUAUCCAGGUUGUGAAGAAGUCGUUCCCAAUAAGCGACGAAACAGAAAUAGCAUCCGCCGAGUCUGCCAGGUGCAAGGAGGUCAUCGCAAUGUACCAAGAACGACAGGCAAUUCGGCGUCACAAAAUGGAUACCUGCGUCGAUAGGCUUGGGGCCGCUGCGAGUGUUGUGGGCACAAUAUUUCAAAUUGCAGCAUUCGCUACUACUAUGGCCGCUUACAGGGUUAUGUAG
This is a messenger RNA of Mollisia scopiformis, 519 nucleotides long. RefSeq lists its product as uncharacterized. NCBI's taxonomy places the organism in Eukaryota, Fungi, Ascomycota, Leotiomycetes, Helotiales, Mollisiaceae. The transcript is spliced from 2 exons. The record is from RefSeq and is a predicted model, not a curated record. Bases 1 to 519 code for a protein of 172 amino acids.